Molecule: messenger RNA, 1917 nt
Organism: Fukomys damarensis (Damara mole-rat)
Lineage: Eukaryota; Metazoa; Chordata; Mammalia; Rodentia; Bathyergidae
Gene: Slc71a2
Product: major facilitator superfamily domain containing 14B
Exons: 13
Coding region: 1-1539 (512 amino acids)
Biological process (GO): transmembrane transport
Cellular component (GO): membrane
Molecular function (GO): transmembrane transporter activity
Source: RefSeq, a predicted model, not a curated record
AUGACGUACUUCCGGCGCGCUGCUCAGCUGGGUGAGCGAGGGCGCUCCCGGGUCGGGGUCCGGGUCAGGGACGGGAGCCGGGCGAAGAGGGUGGACUCAGUGAGCCGGUGCCCUCUUCGGAACCAGCUACAAGGCUUUGGCCGGCCAACUGUUUGCCAUGCUGCUAUUGUCAUCUUCCUUGAAUUCUUUGCAUGGGGCCUGUUGACAACUCCAAUGUUGGCUGUUCUACAUGAAACAUUUCCUCAACACACAUUCCUCAUGAAUGGUCUCAUUCAAGGUGUAAAGGGCCUGCUCUCUUUUUUGAGUGCCCCACUCAUAGGCGCCCUCUCUGAUGUGUGGGGAAGAAAACCUUUUCUCCUUGGCACAGUUUUCUUCACUUGCUUCCCUAUUCCACUGAUGAGGAUCAGCCCAUGGUGGUAUUUUGCGAUGAUUUCUGUAUCUGGAGUCUUCUCAGUUACAUUCUCUGUGAUAUUUGCCUAUGUAGCUGACAUUACUCAGGAGCAUGAACGAAGUACUGCUUAUGGAUGGGUCUCAGCCACCUUUGCAGCUAGUCUGGUCACCAGCCCAGCCAUUGGAGCAUACCUUUCUGCCAGUUAUGGAGACAGCCUUGUGGUGCUAGUGGCCACAGUGGUGGCUCUUCUGGACAUCUGCUUCAUCUUGGUGGCUGUUCCAGAAUCUCUGCCAGAAAAGAUAAGACCAGUUUCCUGGGGAGCUCAGAUUUCUUGGAAACAAGCAGACCCUUUUGCGUCAUUGAAGAAAGUUGGAAAAGAUUCUACUGUCUUACUUAUCUGUAUCACUGUGUUUCUUUCAUAUCUUCCUGAAGCUGGACAGUAUUCAAGUUUUUUUCUGUAUCUCAGGCAGGUCAUAGGUUUUGGAUCAGUUAAAAUUGCAGCAUUCAUAGCUAUGGUGGGAAUUCUGUCUAUUGUGGCCCAGACGGUCUUUCUUGGCAUCUUGAUGAGAUCACUGGGAAAUAAGAACACUGUUCUCCUUGGCUUGGGCUUCCAGAUGCUGCAGUUGGCAUGGUAUGGUUUUGGAUCUCAAGCCUGGAUGAUGUGGGCAGCAGGGACUGUGGCCGCCAUGUCCAGCAUCACAUUCCCAGCAGUCAGUGCCCUCGUCUCUUGGAAUGCAGAGCCAGAUCAACAAGGAGUUGCCCAGGGAAUCAUAACUGGAAUAAGAGGACUAUGUAAUGGCCUGGGGCCAGCACUGUAUGGCUUCAUAUUCUACAUGUUCCAUGUUGAACUGACCGAGUUGGGACCAGAAUUGAAUUCUGGCAGUGGUGCCCUACAGGGAGCUGUCAUCCCAGGCCCACCAUUUUUAUUUGGAGCGUGUAUAGUUCUUAUAUCUUUUCUGGUUGCCUUAUUCAUCCCUGAAUACCGUAAAGCCAGUGGAGCUCAGAAACACAGCAACAGCAUUGGUGGUAGCCUGACCAACACCCCAGAACAGGGCAGUGAUGAGGACAUUGAACCACUGCUGCAAGACAACAGCAUCUGGGAACUUUCCUCCUUUGAGGAACCUGGGAGUCAGAGUACUGAGCUGUAACCUGGAGAAGAGGAGUUCUGCAGAUGUCAACUCUCAGAGCCUUCAGGGGAGCCACACCCCAUGGAGACUUCAUGGUGCUGAAGGGGCCAGGUUGAUAUGUGAUUCCUUCUUCCUUCUACCCCCUAUCUCUCCCGCCUCUUGUUCUUUCUUUCCAUUCUUUUUCUGUUUCUAUGUUAGAACAAGGUAAGGUUUGAAAUACUCUGCAGAUAGUGUGCCGCUGUCAAGGUUAUCUGGAAUCCCAACUUUGAAUAUCAAUUAAAAAAGGUCAUAUCUCUCAGAAAAAAUGGCUUUUUGCUGGGCAGAGUGACACAUGCCUGUAAUUCAAGCAGUCAAGAAGCUGAGGCAAGAGGAUCACAAGUUCAAGACUGGCCUGGACUA